This is a messenger RNA of Saccharomyces paradoxus, 1638 nucleotides long. RefSeq names its product Rdr1p (gene RDR1). Bases 1 to 1638 code for a protein of 545 amino acids. Gene Ontology annotation, molecular function: zinc ion binding; DNA-binding transcription factor activity, RNA polymerase II-specific; DNA binding. The transcript has a single exon. Gene Ontology annotation, biological process: regulation of DNA-templated transcription; DNA-templated transcription; response to xenobiotic stimulus. The record is from RefSeq and is a predicted model, not a curated record. Lineage: Eukaryota; Fungi; Ascomycota; Saccharomycetes; Saccharomycetales; Saccharomycetaceae.
AUGGCAUCCCCAGGAUCAACUGCACUACCGCACAAACGACAGAGAGUCCGAAAGGCUUGCGUGCCCUGUAGGGAACGUAAAAGGAAAUGUAAUGGCAAGUCUCCGUGUGAAAUGUGUGUCGCUUAUGGAUACGUAUGUCAUUAUAUCGACGGGCGUGGGCCUUCGGCAUCACCUCAAGUGCAACAAGUGGUUGAAACCCCCCCUGAUACGGAGAGCAGACCUUUUGUCCUCCCAAGUAUACAUAGAAACCAACCACAGCCUAUCGAUACGCAGAAUGUUACCGGUCAAAACAUUAUAGAUCCGACUAAGUCUAGGUACACGAUCCAGCACUCGGCAGUUGCUUUUCCACGCUGUCUUGGUCUCGAACUCCGAUCAACUAAUCCUCCACGCUUACAUUCCUUCGCUUGGCAUUGCGGAAUCAGACCAGAAGAAAAUCCAAAUUCUCAUGUCCUUCUCUCUGAUUUAGUUACAAAGGAAGAUUAUUACCGUAUCUCAAAAGUAUAUUUUUCUGUUGUCCAUCCGAUAUUUGAUGUUGUUAAUCCAGAGCAGCUGGCAAAGAAUGUUGAAAAAUAUUGGGACGGCGACGUAAAGACGUUAGAGUAUGGAGCUGUUAUUGCGGGUGUGAUAGCUUUAGGAUCAUUUUUUAUGGGAAGUCUUGGCCAUCCUCGAGAGAUGGAUAUAGUACAAUAUGCUAAAGGUAUUCUCGAUGAUCCGACUUUCAGCCGCAUACCCACGGUGGAGCAAGUCUCCGCAUGGGUCUUGCGCACUAUUUACCUUCGAGCUACUUCUCGGCCCCACGUAGCAUGGUUAGCUAGCUGUGUAACCAUCCAUCUUUCUGAGGCAAUUGGCCUGCAUCAUGAGAUUGACAGAGAGGAUAUAGCGAUAUCGAGUAACGUUUCACCGAAAAGGACUGCUGUGAUUAGCGAACACACUCGAAGAUUAUUUUGGUGUGCAUGGUCAAUCAACACCAUUCUCUCAUAUGACUAUGGGCGCUCAAGUGUUACGCUGAAUAGAAUUACCUGCAAGCCAGUUGAGCAGACAGACGGUAAUUACACGGUUCAUUUAGUGGCGUUAGCACACCUGAUUCCACAAGACAGCGUAAAUGCAAACGCAACACAAUUGUUACAGGCUCUGGCAGCCGUCCACGAAUCACCAAAUGCACAUCCAUUCUUAUCGUUGACCAAGAGUGAUAUAUGCCUCUCUUUGUAUAGAAGGCUUCGUCUUCUGAAUCACAUUCUUGAUAAGAGUGUUGUUUUACAAAUAAUUGAUAUCGGUAACACCGCGCUAUCAGCAGCGUAUGCCCUUGUAAAACUAGAUCAAGCAUGGUGGAAUGUGCUGAGCACCUCAUUCCAGUACGUCUGCGUGCUUCUUGCCAUCGACACCGCGGAAAGUCUUUCACAUGUCGCCACUGCUAUGAGAACACUAGAUAAUAUUACUCAAGUUCUCGGUACACAUAUUGCUUUUGAAGCACAAAAGACCGCAAAACUACUUCUUGAGGAUUCCAUGAAGAAAAAAAGACAAGAAAUUCAGCAACUUGAGCAGGCAACUCACCAGAGAUCUACUCUCGAAACUACUCACUUACUCGAUAUUGACUGGGAUGCCCUGCUUGAUCCAUCGGACACGUUAAAUUUUAUGUAA